Cynocephalus volans (Philippine flying lemur) is the source of this 812-nucleotide messenger RNA. RefSeq names its product large ribosomal subunit protein uL30. The transcript has a single exon. Gene Ontology annotation, cellular component: cytosolic large ribosomal subunit. Gene Ontology annotation, biological process: maturation of LSU-rRNA from tricistronic rRNA transcript (SSU-rRNA, 5.8S rRNA, LSU-rRNA). Bases 7 to 753 code for a protein of 248 amino acids. Gene Ontology annotation, molecular function: RNA binding; structural constituent of ribosome. Lineage: Eukaryota; Metazoa; Chordata; Mammalia; Dermoptera; Cynocephalidae. The record is from RefSeq and is a predicted model, not a curated record.
GGAAUCAUGGAGGGUGUCGAAGAGAAGAAAAAGAAGGUUCCUGCUGUGCCGGAAACCCUUAAGAAAAAGCGAAGGAAUUUCGCAGAGCUGAAGGUCAAGCGCCUGAGAAAGAAAUUUGCCCUAAAGAUGCUUCGAAAGGCAAGGAGGAAGCUUAUCUAUGAAAAAGCUAAGCACUAUCACAAGGAAUAUAGGCAGAUGUACAGAACUGAGAUUCGUAUGGCUAGGAUGGCAAGAAAAGCUGGCAACUUCUAUGUACCUGCAGAACCCAAAUUGGCAUUUGUCAUCAGGAUCAGAGGUAUCAAUGGUGUGAGCCCAAAGGUCCGAAAGGUGUUGCAGCUUCUUCGCCUUCGCCAGAUCUUCAAUGGCACCUUUGUUAAGCUCAACAAGGCUUCCAUUAACAUGCUGAGGAUUGUGGAACCAUAUAUUGCUUGGGGGUAUCCAAACCUGAAGUCAGUAAAUGAACUAAUAUACAAGCGUGGUUAUGGCAAAAUCAAUAAGAAGCGAAUUGCCUUGACAGAUAACAGUUUGAUUGCUCGAUCUCUUGGUAAAUAUGGCAUCAUCUGCAUGGAAGAUCUGAUUCAUGAGAUCUAUACUGUUGGAAAGCGCUUCAAGGAAGCAAAUAAUUUCCUGUGGCCCUUUAAAUUAUCUUCUCCACGGGGUGGGAUGAAGAAGAAGACUACUCAUUUUGUGGAAGGUGGAGAUGCUGGCAACAGGGAAGACCAGAUCAACAGGCUUAUUAGAAGGAUGAACUAAGGUAUCUACCAUGAUUGUUUUUGCAAUCUGUUUAGUUAAAUAAAGUGACUACUUUCAAA